AUAUUUGGUGAUUCAUCAAUCUAGCAGUCGGUAUUCAACUACACAACAAACACUAAUUUGUACACUAAACUUCCAGCUGGCUUUACUAACAGUAACUUUUGGAAAACAAUUAAUGCUAUUCCUAUACAGUAUACAUUAGAUAUUAGACUAUACAUUUACACUUUUUGUUCAGAUUACGCCAAAUAUUCGAGAGGCAUCAAAUCAUAUUUAAAGUAAACUACAAGUUAAUUAAUUAAAGAUAAAAUGGGUAAAGAAGAUUCAAACACAGAAGAUAAACAAAUUAAGAUCAAUAAAUGGGAUUACCUCGCUUUAAAAAAUACUCUCGAUGAUGCAGUGAAAGAAGUAUUAAUUACCAAGUAUAACCAUGUCGAAGACUUUUCUUUAAUUGACUAUCGCUUGCUGAUAUGUACAUUUGCUGUGCUGGUUGCUGGAUUUGCACUUGGUUGGGAUUUCUUCAAUCCAUUCCCAAAAUCGCGUUUUGUUCUUACAGUAUGUGUUGCUUUAUAUUUCCUUACCAUGGGUGCGAUCACAUUAUACACAACAUAUAUGGAAAAAGGCAUAUUUGCUGUGACUUUAGAACGAGAUGAAAGUGGUUUUAAUCCAGAUGUUGUUUGGGAAGCCAGCAGUUACAUUAAAAAACAUACUGGUAUGUAUUAUUUAACUAUGGUGCGCAAAGAUGCUGUUGGUUCAGAUAUUAGAGAACGUGAAAUAUCCAAAUCGGUUGCAAAUUAUUUUGACGAAGAAGGAACACUAUGUCAAGAUGUGGUGGAAAACGAGGUAACCAAAAUGAGAGAAGCUGUUUUGAAAUUGAAGAAAAUUGAAUAAUCUAUAUUAUUAUUAGAAUAAUUGAAGAUUUCUUUAAUUAAAACAAAUUCAGGAAUAUAAUUUUAACUAUGGUUAAUUUAUUAAUUUAGUUUGAUUAAAAUAUUAAUUGAUUUUUCAUUGUAUAUAUUCAUGUAUGUUAAUUUAUAAAUUAUACAAAUAUAUAUAUAAUAACAAUAAUAA
Messenger RNA from Rhopalosiphum padi (bird cherry-oat aphid), 1005 nucleotides. It is a transcript of the gene Spase25, whose product is annotated as signal peptidase complex subunit 2. The record is from RefSeq and is a predicted model, not a curated record. The transcript has a single exon. Gene Ontology annotation, biological process: protein targeting to ER. NCBI's taxonomy places the organism in Eukaryota, Metazoa, Arthropoda, Insecta, Hemiptera, Aphididae. Bases 244 to 825 code for a protein of 193 amino acids. Gene Ontology annotation, cellular component: membrane; signal peptidase complex.